CCAGCCCGCACUGCGGCUGCGCGGAGGCUCCCGCGGCUGCUCUAAAGGCGGCCCCGCGCAUGCGCGCGCGCCUCAGUCAGGUGACGGGAAGCGGCGGCGAUGGAGCGCUACGACAGGGCGGCGCUCGGCGGGCUGCCCGCGCCAGAGCUGAGAAAUGAGGGUUCAUUAACAUCAACUUUAAGAACACUUCUGUUCUUCACAGCUCUAAUGAUCACAUUACCUGUUGGGCUGUAUUUUUCAUCAAAGGCUUAUAUAUUUGAAGGUACCUUAGGAAUGUCCAACAGAGACAGCUAUUUUUAUGCUGCCAUAGUUGCUGUAGUUACUGUUCAUGUGGUACUUGCUCUGUUUGUGUACGUAGCAUGGAACGAAGGUACUCGACAGUGGCGGGAAGGCAAACAGGACUGAAAAGAAAAUCGUCGUCUGAUACCUACAGACUGUACAUACAAUUUUUGCGGGUUGAAUGAAAAACAUUCUUCAAAAUGUAUAAUACUUGUGUACAAAGAUGAGGCUAAUGUCUCAAUUUUGUUCAGUUACAGUAAGACUUGUGCUUGUCCUGGAUGUGUAGCAAUAUGUUGUCAGAUGCUGAUGGAAGUUGUACGUGGCUGUAGCCAGCUUCUACUAGCAUGAGCCAAGGAGGUCUUUACCUGAAAUCAGAAUGAAGUAAUUGCUUAAAAAAAAAACAAAAAAAAAAACAUGAUAAUCCUGUAACUAUUUUUGUCAUUCUCUAGUGUUUUUCUGGCCUUUUCUGAGAAUAAUAUUGGCGUGAAACAAGCAUUACAUUUUCAAGUAACUGAAUUGCUAGUUAAAAGGCAAUAUAUCUAACUUACUGUCCAAUUGAAUUCAAGAUGGGAUUUCUUAGUUUCCCCACUUCUGAGCAUACAGUCCAGCUGUGCGUUCUUCUGUGCUAAUUCCUCAGGUUACUACAUGUGUGGUUACUUUGUUGGCAGAGGUGGAAUAAAGGCGAUGACUGAAUUGGCAGCUGUUUGCAGUGCUGCACUGGGCAGAAGCUUUUUACCUUUAGGAAAUGAAAGAUGUCAGAAAAAGCUGAAGAUGUUCUCUGAAAAACUCAUUAAGGAGAAACCUCUGAAGUCUGUUAAAGUAUUCUGGCUUCUCACCACUGUACAGUGCUGCUUUCUGGCAUCUGUAAGUCACUUUGUUCAAAUUACAGAUAAUCAUGCAGGGUGAUCAGGUUAUUUAAAAAGUAAUGCAUGGUUAAUGUGCUCAGUGACCCUAAAGUGCAGUUACAAUUUGAGUCAAAAUACUAGACAAGUUUCGUCUUCUGUUAGGGGAAAUUACACCUCAAGGAAGGGAAAAAAAUAGUAAUUAUGAGUUUAGAAGUAAUUGCAACAAUAGAACUGGUUAGGAAUUCAUAUGUCAUCUUCCUAAUUUGGAAUACUCACUUUCUCUCAUUUUCAAAUGUAAUUUUUGAUUAUGGUGUAAAAUUUAAUUUCUUAAUUUCCUUUUGUAAUGUUUUGGGAGUGAUUGUCUUGGUGCAGUGCUCAUCUUUCUGCUCUUCCACAAUUAAUUUUGAUGAAGCAAAAGAAAUGGUGUAAUAUAUUUUUAUAUUCCUGUGUAUGUCCUUGAUAAUUGCUGAAGGAUGUGACUGGAUUGCCUGUAGUGAAGGAACAACAGUAACGGCUGUAACAACCCACAUGAAUGGGCAGUAGAGGAACAAGCGAGAUGUAAGGGAGAAAACAAGCUGUACAUGUCCUUUAUGAAGCAGAACACAAGUGAUCACAUUAUGGCAAAUUUGCUUUUCUUCAUAAAUAUAAACUUGUACAGGGUGGAUCGAUGCAAUAUGUUGAUCUUUUUUCCCCUCAUUUGUGUCUGGAGACUUUCUGUAGUAAAACCGUGGUGAAAUUCGUGUUAUAGAAUAAUCUGAAUUUCACUUCUCUGUUGUGCCGUGUUAGCAGGCUACUUACUCUGCAGAUAAAAGGUUCCAGCAAUGCGCACAGGACUCUACUAAUGCUGUUGAUUGCUUUUAAGCUAUUGUACUUGAGGUCUUUCUGUUAAUUUGAGUUUUCCAGUUUGUUGUAUUAGUUGAGCAUUUUUGGAAGUGUUUUGCUUAAUAGACGACUUGGAAUGAUUGUGUUGCUACAUCUGUCUUUUGUAACACAGACCCGUAAGUGAGACAAAUCAGGUAUCUUUAUGCAGGAAAUAGAAGAAUGUGUUCCCAUGGUUCAUUCCUCUUACCUCCACCCCAACCCUGUAUGUGCAAAAAUACACACCGUGUACUAGGAUGUAGCUGAAGCAUUACCAAUGACCUCUACAGAGGAGUGCAAUGCUAGCACUAAUCAGUCUUUACUUUUUUUUUUUUUUUUUUUUUUAGGAAACAUUAACUUUUCUCAUCCAGAAGUCCAUUGCUAGGUUGCUGCCAGCAAGCUGGAGAACAGCAUCUUAGCCCUGAAAUACAAAUUUCAGUAGUUGGACAUUGCCAUGUUGGCUUCCUGUUAUCCAGUUUAGAGAUGCUGUAGAACAAAUACUGCUUUUUGCUAAGGAACUACCCUGCAAUACAAGGUCCAGUAAAUAAAUGCUUGUGCUGUACAGUUUUUAAGUAAUAUCUUUAAUGAUGCUUAUGAAUAGCACAGCUUACAAGUAGAUCAGAGAUCAGCUAUGGCAUUGUUCAAUAGCCACAGUCAUUUAUAACAGAGUAUAAAUGUGAAAAAAAGUUGUUCUGUACUAGCUGGGUCUAGUGCUAUAUCUAUUGUUUCAUGUACCAGAAUUCCUAGACAUUAAAUUAACUUUUUAGGAAUAGUAAGGAAAUAAUUGCUUAUAAUUAUAACAAAAAUCUAAAGUUUGACCUGUGCUGUACAUAGAGCCACUACAAUAUCUCAGCAACUGGUGAUGGGUAACAAGAGCUGAGCAUUAAGCCAUCCGUAGGAAGGUCUUUGCCUUUGAAGGUAAUGCUUUGAUUCCCAGUGUUCUCCCUGAGAAGAGGUAAUUCCUGAGUCUCUGGACAGUUACGGACAGUAAUGGUCACGGACUACUGGGUUUUGUGUUGCCUGUGCUUGGAAGCUGAAAACCACUCAGGUAAGUGGCGCAAAGACAGCAGUCAAGUGGUGGAAAUACACCGUGACUGGGGAGCCCAAAGAACAGAAACUGCAGCCUUGUUCUGUAGUGUACAUGGAAUAGAUGCUCUGCUGGGACUCCUGUUGUGCCUUAACAAUACUAAGAUUUAUUUUAUUUCAAGAGCUUUAUUGCAGUCUCUUUGGGUUGUGUUUACUUCCCUAUUUCCUCAUGUCCCUGUUAACAUCAAAGCUAAUUCUCACCUUUUUUAUUGUGUAAUGGUUAUUGUGAUUGUUGUAGAGCUUAAAUAAUACCGUUUAAAUGUGGAAACUGAUCAAAGCUGUGGAGUAAUCAAUAUUUUUGUUGUGGUGCUUUUAUUUUCUAUUAAAAUGAUACACAUUUUGUAAUGAUGUAGUACUUUAAA
Anas platyrhynchos (mallard) is the source of this 3430-nucleotide messenger RNA. It is a transcript of the gene VMA21, whose product is annotated as vacuolar ATPase assembly factor VMA21. NCBI's taxonomy places the organism in Eukaryota, Metazoa, Chordata, Aves, Anseriformes, Anatidae. The record is from RefSeq and is a predicted model, not a curated record. Gene Ontology annotation, cellular component: endoplasmic reticulum membrane. Gene Ontology annotation, biological process: vacuolar proton-transporting V-type ATPase complex assembly.